This is a messenger RNA of Medicago truncatula (barrel medic), 2480 nucleotides long. Its product is annotated as pentatricopeptide repeat-containing protein At5g46460, mitochondrial. Gene Ontology annotation, biological process: RNA modification. Bases 173 to 2275 code for a protein of 700 amino acids. NCBI's taxonomy places the organism in Eukaryota, Viridiplantae, Streptophyta, Magnoliopsida, Fabales, Fabaceae. Gene Ontology annotation, molecular function: RNA binding; zinc ion binding; protein binding. The record is from RefSeq and is a predicted model, not a curated record. The transcript has a single exon.
AGUUUUCUAGCAGGACUAAUUGAAAAGAUAAAAAAAAAAUGUACGCGCGCGUUUCCUCUUCUAUCUAUUACAACGGUGCACUAGCAUCGGGAGCAUUUUCAUCUGUGAUCUUCCUUCAUUUGCCUCCAAGUCCGAAGCUGUGAAAUGAUAUUGACACAUUAUUAUUCCCUUCAUGCUAAAAUUCACGAGCCAAAUAACCACCCAUCUGAAAUGUCGUACAACACCAUUUACCACUCUUAUUCAAAACCCAAAAUCUUCUUCAACUUCCUUAAACUUCACGUUCUUAAACCACCUCAAAAACCAAAAACUAGACUCAGCACGUGCCGUCUUCAACAAAAUCCCUUCCCCUCACGUGUCACUCUACACCAAGCUACUCCUCGCUUACGCUCACAACAACAAUCUCCACGAAGCAAUCAACCUCUUCAAUCAAAUCCCAUCAAACACCAAAGACACUAUCUCAUGGAACUCUGUCAUCAAAGCCUCUAUCAUUUGCAACGAUUUUGUCACUGCAGUUAAACUGUUCGAUGAAAUGCCGCAACGAAACUCAAUAUCAUGGACAACGAUAAUCCACGGUUUCUUAUCCACCGGAAGAGUUAAUGAAGCUGAGAGGUUUUUUAAUGCAAUGCCGUAUGUUGAUAAAGACGUUGCCACAUGGAAUGCUAUGGUUAAUGGUUAUUGUAAUAAUGGUAGAGUUAAUGAUGCUCUUCGUUUGUUUUGUCAAAUGCCGUCCAGGGAUGUUAUUUCUUGGACUUCGAUUAUUGUCGGAUUGGAUAGGAAUGGAAAAAGUUAUCAAGCGUUGUUUUUUUUUAAGAAUAUGGUGGGUUUUUCUGGUGUUGGAAUUUCUUCAACUACUUUGGUUUGUGGGUUGUCUGCAGCUGCUAAAAUUUUGGAUUUUUAUGCGGGUAUUCAGAUUCAUUGUUGUAUGUUUAAGUUUGGUUUUUGUUGUGGUUUAGAUGAGUUUGUGUCUGCUUCGCUAGUUACUUUUUACGCGUCUUGUAAGAGAAUGGGUGAUGCUUGUAAGGUUUUUGGUGAGACUGUUUGUAAGAAUGUCGUGGUUUGGACUGCUCUUUUGACUGGGUGUGGUUUAAAUGAUAAGCAUGUGGAAGCAUUGGAGGUUUUUAGUGAGAUGAUGAGAUUCAAUGUGGUGCCUAACGAGUCUUCUUUUACUAGUGCUUUGAAUUCUUGUGUUGGGUUGGAGGAUCUUGAGAAGGGUAGAGUGAUUCAUGCUGCAGGAAUUAAAAUGGGUUUGGAAAAUGCAGUCUAUACGGGGAAUUCUCUUGUUGUUAUGUAUAGUAAAUGUGGUUUUAUUGGUGAUGCAUUGUGUGUGUUUAAGGGGAUUUGUGAGAAGAAUGUUGUGUCUUGGAAUUCUGUGAUUGUUGGUUGUGCUCAGCAUGGAUGUGGAACAUGGGCUUUGGUGCUUUUUAAAGAAAUGUUGAGGGAAGGAGUUGAGUCUGAUGAGAUCACGUUGACUGGUUUGCUUUCUGCCUGUAGCAGGUCCGGGAUGUUACAAAAGGCAAGGUGUUUUUUUGGGUAUUUUGCUCGGAAAAGAUCAAUGAAGCUGACGGUUGAGCACUAUGCUUGUAUGGUGGAUGUGCUUGGCCGGUGUGGAGAGGUGGAGGAAGCGGAAGCGCUGGCGACGAGCAUGCCUGUGGAAGCAAACUCAAUGGUAUGGCUGGUUUUGCUGAGUGCUUGCAGGGUGCAUUCUAGUUUGGAUGUUGCAGAAAGAGCUGCGAAACGGAUAUUUGAAAUGGAGCCUGAUUGUAGUGCUGCCUAUGUGCUGCUGUCGAACUUGUAUGCAUCUUCUAGAAGAUGGUUGGAAGUUGCAAGGAUUAGGAUGAAAAUGAAACAUAAUGGAAUUGUAAAACAACCUGGGUCAAGUUGGAUAACCUUAAAAGGAAUGAGGCAUGAAUUUCUGUCUGCAGAUAGGUCCCAUCCUCUAACCGAGGAAAUCUAUGAAAAGUUAGUGUGGUUAGGAGUAAAGUUAAGAGAACUGGGUUAUAUUCCUGAUCAACAAUUUGCCUUGCAUGAUGUUGAAAUUGAGCAAAAUGAAGAAAUGUUAUCAUACCAUAGUGAAAGGCUUGCAAUUGCAUUUGGAUUGCUUAGCACUGUGGAAGGAAGUACAAUAACUAUAAUGAAAAAUCUACGUGUAUGUGGGGAUUGUCAUACUGCAAUAACGCUUAUGGCAAAGAUUGUUAACAGAGAGAUUGUUGUCAGAGAUUCUAGCCGUUUUCAUCACUUUAAGAAUGGCAUAUGUUCCUGUGGGGAUUAUUGGUAGUAGAACAUUGUUUAUUUAUAAAUUUGUUCAUUAGAAAGUUUAAAAUAGUUUACACUGAAAAUACUGAGGAAGGAAAAAGAUAUGAAUAUCAGUGGAAAUUUUUGUUUAUUAUACACUGCAGAUCCUUGAUAACAAAGGAUGGAGUGAAAAGUUUGGUAUGACACUGUGUAGAUUCUAAGGAGAAUGUUAAUGGAUUCUUAGUUCA